GCGGUCUCCCGACUGGCCUUCUGGGUAGAGUCUGCGCGAGUGGGAGUGGAGCGAGUCGCUCGGUCUCGGCAGCGUUCAUCCAUUCCGUGCGGCACUCCCCGUACAGCUCCGUGCGUCCUCGGUGCGAACCGGGGGGCUCCGAUCCGGGCUGUUUACUACGCUUCUUGAAGAAGAAGAGAAAAAAAAGACUGCGGGACGAAAAGCUACACGGAAUAACCUUCAGCAAACCUUCCCCGAGACGCGGAUUCCUGAGUCGGAGAGGACAUGGAGUGACGGAGAGCGGGAGAAAGGGGCUUUUUCCGAGGACGGCGUGCUCCGCUGAAACCCAACAUGGCGCUGCUGCGAGGUACGGCUGAGCUGAAUUAAUUUCUCAGCGAGUCCUCCGACCUCGCCACCUGUAUCCUUUGGGGGCCCGGGCCGAACGGCGCAUUGGCUCUCCGACUUAAAGGACCGUAAAGGAUCUUCUUUUGUGGAUUUCUCUCUGUCCUGCCGUUUGUGUUUCCUCCGCGCAGGGAUCUUUUUGUUGCUUUAUGGAAACACAAGUGACAUUUGCAGCAGCAAAAAAGUCCGCUUGAAAUAUAGGGUAAUGGAUGAGAGUUGCCUGUAGACAAUAUAUUAGCUUUAUAUGUGAGACUUGUUUUGUUUCGUGACAAGUGGAUAACCUGUUAGACACUUUUAGUAGUUUUUUUUUUUCCUUUGGCCGGGAUUGUCUGCCUCCAGCAGACAGGACCGUAACCGGGCUGGUCUACGUACGCACGGAUCUCUGCCCUCCUAGUUUAACUUGGCAAAACAAGAAAAAGGCGUGAGUUGGAGCGCACAGACGACGACUGGAACUAACACCAAUUAACCAGGGCAACAUCUGUUCGUGAUGUCGAUGCUGAGACACAAACCAACCUGGAACUAAGACAAGGGAACCACAUCACACAAAACAUGGUGGAUGCAAGGUUGACGCCCCUUGCAGCGAUGGGGCUGGACCGAGGCACUCUGAUGCACGAUGGUCUUCGUCUCCAUAGUGGGGUUGUAUACCCAGGGAUCAGAGCACUACCAACGGAGAAGAGCAGAGAGACGCCCACCCUCCCCCUUGCUUAUAACAGGGAUGGUCUCCCAGAGCUCAUCUACAAGCCUGACGGCCCUCUGGACAGUCGAAAGCCCGUUAAUGGAUACCUGGGCCUCUACAAGGGUACCCCUCCAAGUCUCCACAAGCCUGUGCUGGUUCCUGGAGCUGAAGGUCUCGGCUUGGAACGCAGAGUAGGACCUGGUGAAAAAGCAUCUGAGCUGGGCUUGGCGAGUGCUGGUGGCAGCUACUUACGCCUACCAUGGCUUAGCCCCUACCCUGAGGCAAGCAUGUAUCCCUUCAUGGACACAUCCAAGUACGCGGCCCUAAACAUGUACAAAGCCUCCUUGCUCAGCCAGCCCAACCCCUAUCUUCCCCAGCACCUGGCAUAUCCCUCUCUAUGUGCAGCUCAAGGGGGUAAUGUUAACCCUGCUGCAGCCGCCUCUGCUGCUGAAAGGCUCUACUAUAUGCCCCCAUAUCCCCCCUCUCCCAUCUCUUCUCCCCUGGUGGCGCCCCCUAUGAGGAUUCCUUCAGUCACAGUGGCCCCCACAUCACUGGUACACUGCCAGGAUAAGGGGAUUGGAGUUCCACCUCCAUUUGCACAGCAACUUCACCAACCUUCCCCUCAUCCUCAGCACCAUCAGGCUGCUAUGGACAGGGACCGGUCCCCAAGUAGAAGCAGUAGACCAAGCAGACCUCCUUCUAGGAAGGGCUCUAGCAACAAUAAUAACACCAGUAGUACUAGCACUAGUGGCACCAGUGGUGGGAAUAAUAAUAGUCUGCCUACUGACUCUUCUUCUCAUGCAUCUUCUCGCCUUUCCCAGCCUCCCCCUGCUCUCAUUGACAGUUCGCUGGACUUACAAAGGCCAGUUGCUAGGAUAGGACAACCACCCACCUCCUCCACUUGUUCAGUGUCCGCCCCGCCCUCAUCCACGCAGUCCAUUCCUAAUCUAUUCUCUGUGAGCAGCAUGGCAUCAGAGCAGCCCUCUCCUGCCCGGCCCAGCCCCCAUAAACCCAGGCCAAGAGAAGGGGCACCUGAGCACAGAAACGUAGGGGUUGAGAGAAGACCAAGCAGGUCACCCUCCAAACCUAAUUUUGAGAGGCCAGCUCACCAACCCCAAGCAACCAAAGACUCAGAGAAGCCCUUAGAUUUGUCAGGAAGAAUACUUGAGUUUGGACUGCCUCCCAAUGGAUUCCCAGUUAAGAUGGACACUAUGGCAUCAAGCGCACGUUACGGACUGCCUCCUAACCGAGAGCUCCUAAAGGAAAACAUGUCCCACUCUCCUUCCUCCCACUCUCACUCUGUGGUCAGCAGCACUUCUUCAAAGGUCUCAGAGAGGCCAGAGAUGAUCAGCACUUUACACUCCUCCUGGGUUGUACCUAGCCCGUCUCCUUCCCAUGCACAGCACACACCAGGCUUGCCCCCCUCUCCAAGGCCUAACACAGACCUGGGCCUUUCACAAACCAAAGGCUCCUCACCCUCUGUCAUUAAACACAAGGGUCUGGAGAGAGUACUGCCUCAGCAACGUAGCUCAUCCUGUCCAAGGAUUGGGGAGCCCAACCAUAGUGUUUCCUCUACUCAGCACUCUGGCUCCUCUCUGGUCAGCUCUAGGGUUCUUUCUCCCAAACCCAAUAGCGAGUGGGUCAAACACAGUCCCAACCAAUCAGAACAUCCUUCAGUUGUGGGCCACCACAGAGAGGGAACAGAAAAGCCCUCCCUGACCACUAAGAGAGGUGAAACAACUCCAGAGGUGUCAUCAUACAAGAGGCCCUGUUUAGAGAACGGUCACCCUCCUGGCCACCUUUACCUCCCUCAAAGUGACGCUUACCUGAACCAUAGUUUGGCUUAUGCCAAUAGAUACCUGCACUACCCCAUGCCUGACGGCAUGGCGCUACACUCCCUACCUAUUACAGGGAAAGGCCCAGUUUACCCUCAUCCAGUAUUGCUUGGCAGCAACAGCCUUUAUCCAACCCACCUGGCAGCAAAACAUCCUUUACCCUAUCACAACCUCCCAGCUGGUCCAGGAGGGGAGUACCUCACUUAUAACUCACAGGAGAUGGCCCAUCCCCUGAUGCAGACUCACACAGACAACAAGCUGCCAGAAAGAGGUGAUGCAACUUUGAAGCCCCGGGGACAGGAGAAAUCACGGGGAGGUGCUGAAGAAUGUGGGGGCCACAGGGAUCACAACAUUGGGAAAGAGAUAGGCGAAGGAAACCAAAUUAAGCCUGACAGGGAAGCAGGAGCACAAGGACAGGGUGGCAGUCAAAGCAAAGCUCCCUCUUCCUCUGUAACAUCCAGAGAAAAGAUUGUCUGCAUUGACCUUGUACACUCAGACACAGAUAUUGAGUCUACUCCAACAGUACACAAACAGCCCGCUAAUGAGACCAGCGCCAAGGUUAACCAAAAUGAAUGUUGUCAUAGUAACCAAAAUCUGACAAAGACUGACAAUGAGCCAAAACACCAACACCACCUUUCCCAUCCAUAUCCAAUCCACACUGGACAGAGCCCCACCCGGAAGCCCAACCACAAUGAUAGACACCCAGAAACUCACUUUGGGAAACCAAAGGUUCCUCAGGAUGCAGACUGUCCUGGGGUGACAUCUAGCACAUCCGCAACUCCUCCAGGGCAGAUCGCCCUAGCAGAGGAGAGCCUGGAGGAACGGAGUCCCAGCCCAGACCCUGGAGACCAAGACCAGAGCACUUUGCGCUGUGCCCGCACAUCUGGGGAGCGCAGCUCUGGCAAGGACAAAGGGGACAGGGACAGGGACAGUCGAGCUCUCCACCUCACUCAGCACUGCACAGAUGUGGUGAAGGAGUCAGACCAGGAAAAAGUGUGCGGGAGGGAGACUGAUAAGGAAGACAGUAUUGUUGACCUAGGAGAGUCUCAAGGAGAAGGGGAUGAGGAGGAAGAAGAGGGUAACCAGGCUUCGUCUAAAAGCUCUCGUAGAUCCAGUCUGGCCAAGAGGAUUGCUAACUCCUCAGGCUACGUUGGCGACCGCUUUAAAUGUGUCACCACUGAGCUGUAUGCUGACUCCAGCAAGCUGAGCCGUGAACAGAGAGCUCUGCAGAUGGAAGUCAUAUCACGAGAGGGGAGUAAUAUAAGUCAACCUGCAGCUAACUGGGAGCGGGCAAUGAUGCGGUUCUCGGAGCUGGAGCUGAAGGAGAAGGAGGGCGGCGGUGUGUGUGUGUCUGCCUCGGCAGCAGGACGGGAGCUGGCAGACGGCCAGCGCAGAGAGCGAGUGCUGGAACACUGCCAACACACCACCAGGCAGGGAGAGAGGGAGGGUGUCCGGCCGGUGUACACUAACAACAGAGUUCCAGUCCUCCAGAGGUGCGGGGCCCAGAGGGAUCCUUUGUCCCCAGGGCAGGGGGCCCGAGACGGGGCCAGAAGUGCCAGCCAAGGAGGGCCGAAGGAUGGAACCAAGAAGGUGGUGAGAGAGUCUGAAGGAGAUCAUUGUGUUCCCCCGACUCUGACGCCGGCAAAAGGGUAUCCUGAGGAGAAUGCCAGCCCCGGCUUUGGACCCACGAGAAAACGCCCGCUCUUCACCAGGGCUGAGCAGGAGGACACAGAGAGGGAGGAAGGAGAGAGGGUGUCCCACCCAGAGAAAAGACCCAAAAUUUCUAUGGACGAGCGUGAGCAAGCCAGUCCUGAUGAAGAUGAUGAUGACGAGGUGAGGAAGCUCAAGGUCUGCAUCGAGCUGAAGGGACUGCGACUCAGCAAGCCCGCCACGGGCGCAGCCUCACCUGACAGAUCCCAAAUCAAACAGGAGAGGGCGUGGCCCCAGCCCCGAUUAGUAUCCCCGGCCCAGAGCCUGCGGGAGCGCAAGAUCAGAGCCGGCGAGCCCGAGGAGAGAGCCGCAGCGCAGAGAGCCGAGAUCAACAGGAAAUGGGGCUGCGAGAAGCUACUUAAUGGAGUAGCUGCCUCCCUUCCCCCCGGCCAGCUGAAGGACAGAGCGUACCCACUGGACCCCUUCUCAGGUGACCGCGGCCUCAAGGAACCCAGGAGGGGCCCCCCCUCUCCGUCCCCAGAGCCGUCCGUGGGAGGCACCCCUCCCCUCAAGCCUCGUCGCCAUAGUGACACGGACAAACCCAAGGGCAAGCGGCCCUGCAAGACCAAACACACAAGUCAGAGGGAGCGGGAGCGGGAGAAACGGAAAGAGGCCACUCCUAACAGCCCGGGCCAGCGUUGCGUGGCUGAUCUCGGAGCAGCCGAAGAUGACAAGCUGAGUGAGCAGCGCAGCGCUCCAAGGAAGAGAGCUGCCUCUCCUAAUCAUUAUCCCUGCUCUCCGGUCAAGCCCUGCUCCCCCGCCGCGCUCUGCCCGCCCUCCCUGCAGCCCCAGGUGAACGGCAGAGCAGGCGGUGUCCCACCAGAGGCGGCGGGGCUGCACAGGACCCUCCCUGCCGAGCCCCCCGUGGUGCGCCCGAUCCCGCCAGAGGCUCGUCGGCUGAUCGUGAACAAGAACGCCGGGGAGACUCUGCUUCAGAGAGCUGCGCGGCUAGGCUACGAGGAGGUGGUGCUGUACUGUCUGGAGAACAGAGUAUGUGAGGUGAAUCACAGAGACUAUGCCGGUUACUGUGCUCUCCACGAGGCGUGCGCCCGUGGUUGGCUCAGCAUAGUCCAACACCUGCUGGAUUACGGUGCUGACAUCAACUGUAGCGCACAGGAUGGCACCAGACCGAUUCAUGAUGCCGUGGAAAAUGACCACCUGGACGUGGUGCGAAUCCUGCUGUCCUAUGGCGCUGACCCUACCCUGGCCACAUAUUCUGGCCGUGGCCUCCUCAAGAUGACCCACAGUGACAGCAUGGAACGCUUCCUCACUGAUUAUUUUGCUGACCUUCAGGGCCGCUCAGAUGACGACCUGGGGCUUUAUUGGGAAUUCUAUGGCAGCGCUGUGUGCGAGUCUAGCGAAGAGGGCGGGGUCUAUGACAUCCUGGCAGACCCACCAGGCCCGGAAGAUGAGGAUGAGGAUGAUAAAAGGGAGGUGUUUGAGUUUGAGUUCUCUGACAGACCUUUGCUGCCUUGCUACAACAUCCAAGUGUCCCUCUCCCAAGGGCCAAGAAACUGGCUGCUGCUGUCUGAUGUGCUUCGACGGCUGCGGAUGUCAGCUCGUGGUUUCCGACAAGCCUUCCCCCACAUGGACGUGGUGACGGUGGCAGAGGCAGAGUUUUACCAGCAAGCCUCACUGUCACAGCUCUUCUCCUGCCCAGAGGAGCUAGAGGGCUUCCACCCAGACAGCAAGGAGCUGUUAGACCUGGUGGAAGACAGCGCAGAGCUGGCCGCCCUGCUGGGAUCCACACUGGAGUGUCUGGAUGACCGUUGGGACCACGCAGGGGACAAACUGAAGGACAAAAUCAAAGCUGUUGGAAAGCUGGGCUCAUCCUGACCCCUGGAGCCGCUAAACCUGGACCUUGAUCCCUACCGCCUGCAGUUUGCUUUAGAACCAGCCAGGGGUUGUGAUGAUAUGCCUUAGCCUGACCCUUAGCUCCCACGCUCCAGUGCUGCUCUGGACCAGCACUGGUGCACUGUACAGAUGGACUAACCUGCUGGCUGCCUGGGCUGCUCAGAUAUUUCCCUCCAUUAACUGAGGAUCAAUAACUUUGUGGCUCAAUAGACUUAAUAAUGGUCUUAUUUUUAUAAAUUAAUAUAUGUAUAAGUAAAUAAAUAGAUAAAUAUAUAUAUAUACAUAUAUAUAUAUAUAUAUAUAAAAAAUAUCAAGAGAUUUUUCUUUUGGAUGUUGCUCACGACUCUUCUGAAAGAUUUUGUAUGGCAACAGAGUGUAGUCGUGUUGUCAGCGAUUUGAUGUGUGAGCGCACAGCACAUUGUGCAUGUGUGUAUCUGUACAGGAUAGUACUGAGACUGUGCUAUUGAAUGUGGUAUUUGUGUUUAUAGGAAGCACAUGAUGUCCUGUUUUUUUUUUUCUUUCUUUUUUUUCUCCUCAGACUUCAGCACUCGCUUGAGCCUCAGGGGCUGUUUUGUUGUAUCUUUUUUUUUUUUUUUUCAAUGCUCAAAUUGUGCUUCCUGUUUAGUCUGUAAUUUAACAUGCAAAACUACAGAAUUGUUUGUAUAAUAAAGUUUUAAGAUAAUGUUGAUAUUCACCCCUCGGCACAGAGCUUGUAUAUAACAGGGAGGCUACUGCUGGUAAAGUAAUUUUUGGUGUGUUCAUUUUUGUUUUAACUUUGUAAUUAAAAUAUCUCAUAAUUUGUAUUUAUAUUUUACAGAAGAAGUUGCUUUAAAAUAAAUAUACAAACUGCAAGAUGAAA
Molecule: messenger RNA, 7315 nt
Organism: Lates calcarifer (barramundi perch)
Lineage: Eukaryota; Metazoa; Chordata; Actinopteri; Centropomidae
Gene: bcor
Product: BCL6 corepressor
Exons: 14
Coding region: 931-6438 (1835 amino acids)
Biological process (GO): negative regulation of transcription by RNA polymerase II
Cellular component (GO): nucleus
Molecular function (GO): protein binding; transcription corepressor activity
Source: RefSeq, a predicted model, not a curated record